AGUCCGUGCAGUCGUGUUGGCCGGAGUGAAAAGCGUCGAGGAAAACUUGCAAAACAAAAAAAAUAAACAGAACAGAGCAGAGAAAAUAGAUAUACAAAUAGAAAUAGAAAUAGAGAAAAGUAAAUAAGCAAACAAGUGCAGUUUCGCUGGGAGAGUGUCGAGGAAAAGGGAGAUUAAUCCCCCGGAUCUAGCAUAGAUAUACCUAGAUACCUACAUUUUGGUGGUCCCAACACAAAAAGCACGGAGUGCUGAAAAAGCUGAGCAGCCACAACCCGAAGUAGCCACAACCAUGUCGACGUUGCCCUUCCUGCUGAGCGUCGCCGACGAGCUGGACAACAUACACUCGCAGUCCUACAUGGACGACUUUGGCCUGGGCUUCCAUCCGCACCGGCAGUACUACCGCACUCCGACCAUCCAGCUGUCCCUACCCGCCAGCACCGACUGGACGGGAUCGGGCAGGGAUUGGUCGGGCCAUGCGGCUGUGGGCAAUCGGCACAGUCGCUAUCGCAGCUACAAGUUCUACGAUGACUCACAGAACAAUCUGGAGGAGGAGGAGCAGCCGGCGGAGGAGCCAAUGCAGCAGUUGCCCAUGGAGCAGGUGGAGUUGCCACAGCAGCUGGUCCAGCAGGACAACCAGACGAUAUCGCAGGGCCAGCAGCCAUCGAGUGGAUCGGCCACAUCCGCUCCAGCUCGCCAGGGACUGGGCAUGGUCAACUCGCAUUCCCACGAUGUGGGCGUGGGCGGAAUGGGUCUGAAUCUGAAGGCUGGCGAGGAGGAGGACGACGAGAACAUCGAUCGCACGGUGCGCAUGUAUAAUUUGUCCAAGAAGUGCUGCAAGAACUACUAUCGCCACGCCCUGGAGACCGGACCCGGCGCCAGUGGCAAGAUGAAGUGCAGCAAUCUGCGCUCCGAGAGCCACAAGUCCAGCUCCAGCUCGGAGGAGAGCCUCCAGAAGAUACCCUCGCCCAUUGAGUUCCUCACCUGCUUCCUGGUGAAGAAGUCGCGCACCCCCAAGGCCAGUGUGCCCGUGGGCCAGCCGCUGAAGAAGACAUAGAACUCGGCCCGGCUGCUGCCAGCAGCGAUGUCCGCCAGGACCAGCGUCACCAUCAGCUCCACGGCCACCACCAGUGGAGCCGUGACCAAUGCCACCAUGGACUCGGACACGACCACAUCGAAGCGGCGGAGCAACUGCUUCUGAAUGUUGGCCGGAGUCGGAGUCGUCUGUGGCCAGGCCUGGAGUUGGCUCCAGCGGUGCGGGGAGCUGCCCAGCUCGGAGCCCGCCUCCUUGCCGGCGACGCGCCUGGGCAGGAUCACCUACUAGGCCCUCGCCUCGUCGUCCGACUCCGAUUCGCUGUCAGGGGUGCAUGUUUGGUAUAUGUAUAUGAUUUGGCACUGGUACAACCUCUGGCUUGAGUGUUGAAGUUAAUGGAUUUUAUCGAAAAGGAUUUUGAAAGGUUAGCGAUAUCGAUUUGCACUGAAACGGGGCUUUCCAUUCGCAAUUAUAAUUACAUUUUAAAUUACCUACACGUAAAUUAAAUCUAAAUAAAGCCCUAGAGGCUUUUAGGGACUUUACCUUUCCAGCAAAGUGACUCUUACAUUUUGUAUUCAACCUUGAAACCAAAAAUUGCAUUUAACGCGAAUAUAUAUCUAUAGGUAUGUAAAUCAAUUAAUUUGGAAUGCGUUUUUGUGCAAUAUCUAUCAAUGCUCUCAUUAUUUUGUUCCAAGAAUAUUUCCAAAAUAUACCGAGCUUUCUGUUUAUUAAACACGAUUCCAUUGAAAACCCCGUGUAAGCGAUUUCUCAGUGCAAACAUUCCCUAACCACAAUUUGCAAGCAACUACAGGCCAAAGCAAAUCGAAGCUUAUAACAACAAAUAAUAAUAUUAACAAGAACUAUACUUACAAGUAUAGGAAAUUUAAAGUAUGAAAUAUAAAUAAAAAUAAACUAUUCAACCAACACCGAAAAAACUUUUUUGCAAACCAAAUACACAAAAUUUUUAAAGCCAGAUUUAUACCAAAAUAAGAAGAUACCAAUAAUUUGUUAAGCAAACAUUUUUUAUACGAUUUUUUGAUACCAAGGAAAAGAUAUAACUUAUACAUGGAUAUUAUAUUAAUACUGGGAAGUUUAAUUAAAUCAAGGAAGGGAAAUUCAAGCUGAACCAAUACUUUGGGCAAUACCUAUGGUUCCAUUUUAGUUUUUGGUAUUGUUUAACAAAAGAGGUAUAAUACUUUCAGGGAAACUUUUAUAAACACCUAUUGCCAUUUUAAUCAUUUAUUUCCUAACGAAAUUUGUCCCAAUUUGUAUCUCCCUACAGGUAUUGGUUGAGUUUGGAAUUCCUCACAAUUUUAUAAAAGCUGUUAGCUGUUUUAAGCCAAAUAAAUUGCGGGCUAAUUCAAUAGGUCUUCUGACACACACACACACACAAAACACAAAUAAUAACCCAAUAGCAAUGUUUCAUUUUCACACAAAGA
This is a messenger RNA of Drosophila subpulchrella, 2469 nucleotides long. RefSeq lists its product as uncharacterized. Bases 290 to 1054 code for a protein of 254 amino acids. The record is from RefSeq and is a predicted model, not a curated record. The transcript has a single exon. NCBI's taxonomy places the organism in Eukaryota, Metazoa, Arthropoda, Insecta, Diptera, Drosophilidae.